AUGUCGUUGAUACCUCUCGUGUUAUCCGUCAUCGCUGGCAUCUGCACCACGCUUGUCGCUGCUCUCGGCAUCAACUUUCUCACAAAGCUGCUGCCCACUCGCUACCAUGCGGCUGAGAACCCCAAGGAUGACCACAUCCAGAUCCUGGUCCUCGGCGAUAUAGGCCGGAGCCCUCGCAUGCAGUACCAUGCCAUGAGCAUCAUGAAGCACGGCGGUAGAGUUGAUCUCGUUGGUUACAAGGAGACUGCCCGCCAUCCGGAUCUCGUUGGCAAUGAAAGAGUGGCUUUGUACCCAUUGCCACCUCUUCCUACCGUCUUCAAAUGGAACACCCUGCCGUUUCUCAUCAAUAAGCCGGCCAAAGUUGUCUGGCAAGCCUAUUCCAUCUUCUACGUUUUGGCAUAUACUGCACCCCCAGCUCGAUGGAUUAACCCUCCUUCUAUCCCGACGCUGCAUCUGGCUUUGCUCGUGUCCCUCCUGAGAGGAAGCCACCUGCUAAUUGACUGGCACAACUAUGGCUGGUCCAUCAUGGCCACCGGCCGCAGCCAGAAGAACCCUCUGGUAUGGCUCUACAAGAAGUAUGAGAUGUACUUUGGAAGGGUAGUCCCCACGGCCAACCUCACCGUCACCGACGCCAUGGCACGGCAGCUCAAGGAGAAGCCGUAUAGCAACAAGAAGCCCAUCUUCACCCUGCACGAUCGGCCAGCCGAAGUGUUCCAGCCCAUCGCAUCGACCAAAGCCCGGCAAGACUUUCUCUCGCAUCUCAAGGAGACCAAGGACGUUGCCGACAGUAUCAUCGCCGGGACCACUCGUCUCAUUGUCAGUAGCACAUCAUGGACCCCCGACGAGGAUUUCGGCCUGCUGCUGGACGCCUUGGUGGCCUACGCGCACCCCGAAGAGGCCGUCACAGAGACCGGCGUUGGCCGACCUCCGAUUCUGGCCAUCAUCACCGGCAAGGGCCCUCAGAAGGCCGAGUACGAGGAGAAGAUCAAGAACCUCCGCCUGGAGGGUAAGCUCCCCGGCAUCACCAUCUUGACUGCGUGGCUAUCAACCCGCGAGUACGCCACGCUGCUCUCAUGCGCCGACCUCGGUGUCUGCCUCCACAAAUCCAGCUCUGGUGUUGACUUACCUAUGAAGGUGGUUGACAUGUUUGGUUCGGGGCUACCUGUGGCUGCCUACUCGGCAUAUGAGAGCUUCGGCGAGCUGAUCAAGGAGGGUGAGAAUGGGUGCGGAUUUGAGACGGCUACUGAGCUGGCCGACGUUCUAAUCAGGCUUCUAAGUGAGAGCGGCAAGGACGAGCUGAAGACCUUGAAGGCGGGAGCCAUCAAGGAGGGAAGCUUACGCUGGGAUGAGGAGUGGGAUCGCGUCGUUGGGCGGAUCGUGGGCGUAAUUGAUAGCUGA
This is a messenger RNA of Colletotrichum abscissum, 1398 nucleotides long. RefSeq names its product glycosyl transferase group 1. Gene Ontology annotation, cellular component: endoplasmic reticulum. The record is from RefSeq and is a predicted model, not a curated record. Bases 1 to 1398 code for a protein of 465 amino acids. NCBI's taxonomy places the organism in Eukaryota, Fungi, Ascomycota, Sordariomycetes, Glomerellales, Glomerellaceae. The transcript has 2 exons. Gene Ontology annotation, molecular function: mannosyltransferase activity.